This is a messenger RNA of Carassius carassius (crucian carp), 980 nucleotides long. RefSeq names its product G2/M phase-specific E3 ubiquitin-protein ligase-like. Gene Ontology annotation, molecular function: ubiquitin-protein transferase activity. The transcript has 5 exons. The record is from RefSeq and is a predicted model, not a curated record. Lineage: Eukaryota; Metazoa; Chordata; Actinopteri; Cypriniformes; Cyprinidae. Bases 34 to 951 code for a protein of 305 amino acids.
UUCUGUCAGCACACCCUGGUUCCUAUAGAGAACAUGCAUGAGAACGACUCAUCUGGGUACUUGGAUAGAACUGUCGGCUCACCAGAUUUUACUCAUGUUAAUGACACUAAUGGCACUAAUGAACCAGAUCUGAAAACAUUACUGGCCACCCUAGUAUCGAAUGUAUGUAUUGAAGAGACGCCUAGCAGUAACAUGAUAAAUAUAUGCAGACAAAACGUAACGGAUGGUGCUGUGCGAGCCUUUGCAAGGAGAACCUUUACCCCAGAGGCCAAAUUAAGUGUUGUCUUUAUGGAUGACUUCAAUCAAGCGGAGGGUGCAGUGGAUGAGGGUGGGCCUAAACGGGAGUUUUUCAGACUCCUUAUGGUAGCUCUCAAGGAACGCUCUCUUUUUACAGGGCCACAGAAUAAUAAGAAUCUGUCUCUGGAUAGCCGUGCAUUACAGAGAGGUCUGUACCGAAUAUAUGGAAUAAUGAUUGCGGUGGCACUCGUGCAUGGAGGGUUGUUUCCUUCCUUCUUUUCUGAGAGGCUUUACCAAAACCUGUGCUCUAUUCCAUCAUCAUUACCCACUCUUGAAGAAAUCACUGAUCUGGAUUUGCAGUGGAAAUUAAAAAAGAUCAGUGAGGCAGAAGAUAUUACAGCAGCUAGGGAUGCCAUUAUGGAAGCUGCAGAUAGCCUAUCCUUGUCGGGGUCCCUGGGGCAUAUCACCACCAUGGAGGAACGGGACCAGUUAGUUCAGGCAGCCAUUACUUUCUAUGUGGAAGGAAGGACUGAAGAAGCCUUACUACAAUUUGCUGAAGGGCUAAGCACACUUGGCCUUCUGGACAUGAUGAAAAUUCAUCACAGCGCCUUCAAGACAGCAUUCUGUUCAUCUGAUAAGCCUCUAAAAGCUACAGACUUGAUGAUCUUGUUCCCCUCCUGGAAGCAAUCGGUGGCGACUGGAAACAAAAGUUGAAGGAUUCUGGAGAGACUUCCUUUUAGAUA